AUGAAUAAAAAGAGUGAAGAGUCGUUCACGAUAUCAGAUUAUGAUGAUGUAGAUGAAAGUGCUGAAAAACGGUAUUUUGACACUCUCGGUGGUGCUUUUGUUCAUAGUUUUAAACGAAAUUCAAAUCCCUCUAAAAAUAAACAAUUUUUUGAAAAAUUAAAGAACUUAUUGAAAGUAUCUAAAGAAUCUAGUCAUAAAAGAGCCUUAGAUGACUUAGGUGGCAUUAAUGUACACAGUUUCAAGCGCGGUUUGGACGAUCUAGGUGGUGUAAACGUACAUGGCUUUAAGCGCGGCUUGGAUGAUCUUGGUGGUGUGAACGUUCAUGGGUUCAAGCGCGGUUUGGACGAUCUAGGUGGUGUAAACGUUCAUGGGUUCAAGCGCAGUUUGGAUGAUCUAGGAGGUAUAAACGUUCAUGGAUUCAAGCGAGGCCUGGACGAUCUAGGUGGUGUUAAUGUGCAUGGCUUUAAGCGGGGUUUGGACGAUCUAGGUGGUGUAAACGUUCAUGGGUUCAAGCGAGGUCUGGACGAUCUAGGUGGUGUAAACGUUCAUGGAUUCAAGCGCGGUUUGGACGAUCUAGGUGGUGUAAACGUUCAUGGGUUCAAGCGCGGUUUGGACGAUCUAGGUGGUGUAAACGUUCAUGGGUUCAAGCGAGGCCUGGACGAUCUAGGUGGUGUAAACGUUCAUGGGUUCAAGCGCGGUUUGGACGAUCUAGGUGGCGUAAACGUUCAUGGGUUCAAGCGCGGUUUGGAUGAUCUAGGUGGUGUAAACGUUCAUGGGUUCAAGCGCGGUUUGGACGAUCUAGGUGGCGUAAACGUUCAUGGGUUCAAGCGCGGUUUGGACGAUCUAGGUGGCGUAAACGUUCAUGGGUUCAAGCGCAGUUUGGACGAUCUAGGUGGUGUAAACGUUCAUGGAUUCAAGCGCGGUUUGGAUGAUCUAGGUGGUGUAAACGUUCAUGGGUUCAAGCGAGGCCUGGACGAUCUAGGUGGUGUAAACGUUCAUGGGUUCAAGCGAGGACUAGAUGACCUAGGAGGAGUGAAUGUACAUGGCUUUAAACGCGGUUUGGAUGAUCUUGGUGGGGUAAACGUGCAUGGAUUUAAACGAAGUUUUGAUGGUCUUGGUGGAAUGAACGUACAUGGUUUUAAACGCGGGUUUGGAAUUAACGUUCACCGAUUCAAACGCGGGCUAGAUGAUCUUGGUGGUAUACAUGUCCACAGUUUUAAACGUAACUUUGACGACCUAGGAGGAAUGAAUAUACAUGGUUACAAAAGAGCUUUGCGUGAUCUAAAUACAAUACAAGCAGAUGAUUUCAAGCGCAAAUUAAAUAGUCAUGGAGGAAUGAACGUCCAUGGAAACAAAAGAGGUUUCGACGAUCUUGGGGGAAUAGAUGUGCAUAGUUUCAAAAGAGAAGCAGGAGAUCUUGAUGAGACUGAAAGCAACCAUGUUCAACAUAUUGAAAACAAUGCAUCGACGAACAAAAGAUGA
Lottia gigantea (owl limpet) is the source of this 1482-nucleotide messenger RNA. RefSeq lists its product as hypothetical. NCBI's taxonomy places the organism in Eukaryota, Metazoa, Mollusca, Gastropoda, Lottiidae. The coding region runs from base 1 to 1482 and encodes 493 amino acids. The record is from RefSeq and is a predicted model, not a curated record. The transcript has a single exon.